Messenger RNA from Ceratitis capitata (Mediterranean fruit fly), 1412 nucleotides. RefSeq names its product carboxypeptidase B. Gene Ontology annotation, biological process: proteolysis. The record is from RefSeq and is a predicted model, not a curated record. Lineage: Eukaryota; Metazoa; Arthropoda; Insecta; Diptera; Tephritidae. The coding region runs from base 91 to 1350 and encodes 419 amino acids. Gene Ontology annotation, molecular function: metallocarboxypeptidase activity; zinc ion binding. The transcript is spliced from 3 exons.
UAGAAAUUUAAUUGGUCUUUUCGAUUUCCUUAAGAUUGGCGGUGUCGUAAAAUAUUUUGUGUUGAAAAACUGAAGAGUAUCGGCACGAAAAUGUACUUUAAAUUCGUUGUAUUAGCAGCAUUCUGUUGCAUUGCAACCUCUGCUGAAUUCACCAGCUAUGAGGGCCAUAAAGUGUACGAUAUUAAACCCGAGAAUACUGUGCAUCAAGAGCUCUUAGCGCGUUUAGCGCAGAAUGACGUCUAUGAUUUCUUCACCCUGCCACGCGUACUAGGUCUCUCUGCACGCGUUUUGGUCCAACCAGAGCAGCAAGCGGAAUUUGAGCAAACUUUGCAGGCAGCACAACUGCCAUACGAAGUGGUAAACGAGAAUUUCGGUGAGACCGUUGCCGAGGAACGCAUGCAAAACAACUUUUUCCGCAAUCUACGCAGCUCUUCAAGAAGCAGCAUCUCUUUCAGCGCCUACCAACGUUAUGAUGCCAUCAAUAGCUAUCUCGAUCAAUUGGCCGAAAAUUACCCAAGCCGUGUUAAUUUGAAAACGAUCGGUAAAUCAUAUGGAGGUCUUGCUCUACGCACGAUCACAAUCACCAAUGGCGAUGGUAAUACAAACAAAAAAGUGAUUCUACUCGACGCUGGUAUACACGCUCGCGAAUGGAUAGCGCCCGCCGGUGCUCUUUAUGUGAUCCAGCAAUUGGUUGAGAAUUUCGAGGAAAACUCACAUUUAUUAGAGACAUACGAUUGGGUAAUUUUACCCGUAGUCAAUCCUGAUGGUUAUGAAUACACGCACACCAAUACACGCAUGUGGCGUAAGACACGUAAACCAGCAAGUAAAAGUUGUGUCGGCACGGAUGCUAAUCGUAACUUUGAUUUCCAUUGGGGUGAAGUGGGUGCUUCUAGUUCGGCUUGUUCUGAUACAUAUAAGGGUGCUUCUGCCUUUUCCGAGCCCGAAACACAAGCUCUGCGCGAUCUGAUGCAUUCGCUAACUGGACGUGCGAAGUUCUACCUCACUCUGCAUUCCUACGGCAAUUAUCUGCUCUAUCCCUGGGGCUACACUUCUGCGCUUCCUGAUACCUGGGAGGAUAUUGAUGAGGUUGCUCAAGCCGGCGCUGCAGCUAUCAAAUCAGGCACUGGUACCGAUUACACCGUUGGCAGCUCAACAAAUGUUCUUUAUGCCGCUGCUGGUGGUAGCGAUGAUUACGCCUUUGCUGCGGCUGGUAUUCCCAUUUCAAUUACAAUGGAAUUGCCCGCAGCUGGUAAUGGUUUCAAUCCAGCACCAUCUAAAAUUGAAGAAUUGGUUCGCGAGACAUGGCUGGGCAUCAAAGCUAUGGCGGAGAAAGUGGAACAGAAAUAUUAGAGUAUGAACAUGAGUUUAUUUUUGAGUUUAGAAAAUAAAAAUAAAAAUUAAAAAUUGCGCAA